AUGAAUGGCUUCGUCGAUCAUGGAUUGGAUGAUUCAGCCUUCGGCGAGAAUAAAGCCGUGAGCGCUGUAAAGGCGUUCGAUGCGUUCCCUAAAACCAAACCAUCAUAUCAGCAAAAGACAAAUACUGGCGGAGUCUGGACCGUGGUGUUAAUAUGUGCAAGUCUUUGGCUCGCCUGGACGGAGGUCGUAAGAUACUGGUAUGGCAAUACAUCCCAUGACUUCUCCGUGGAGCAGGGAGUCGGCCAUGAUUUACAAAUAAAUCUCGACGUGGUGGUGAAGAUGAAAUGCGAUGAUUUGCAUGUGAAUGUGCAGGAUGCUAGUGGUGAUAGGAUCCUGGCUGGACAGGCCUUACAUAAGGACUCGACGACAUGGACGCAGUGGGGUUUGAACAGGAAGCAGCAUACGCUCGGUGCUACAAAGGAGGAGAGGUUGGAUUUGAGUGGGUUUCCCGGGUUUGGGGACUACAAGGAGUACGCUGAGGAGGAUGUACAUGAUUAUUUGGGGGCGGCGAGGAAGAGCAAGAAGUUUCUGAAGACGCCUCGGAUGUCUAGAGGAGUUGAGGCGGAUAGUUCCUUCAACUUCUCUCACCACAUCAACGAGCUUUCCUUCGGACCCUUCUACCCGUCUCUAGUCAACCCCCUCGACAACACAGUCGCAGGUACUGAGCAAAACUUCUACAAAUUCCAAUACUACCUCUCCGUGGUCCCCACAAUCUACACCACCGACGCCAAAUCCCUCCGCCGCAUAAGCAAGAAGCAGCAAGGCGAAAGCCCCUCCUCUGGUUCCGAUGGACUGGAGAAACAUCCGCAUCGCUACAGCAAGAACACAGUGUUCACGAACCAGUACGCCGUCACUGAGCAAUCACAUCCAGUAGCGGAGAACAACGUUCCGGGCGUGUUCGUCAAGUUCGAUAUCGAGCCGAUACAAUUGACCAUUGCGGAGGAGUGGAGCAGUAUACCAGCAUUGUUCAUCAGGCUGGUCAAUGUCGUGAGUGGUGUGCUGGUGGCGGGAGGAUGGUGCUAUCAGAUCAGUGAGUGGGCGAAGGAGAUGCGUGGACGGAGAAGAGGGAGGUCGGAAAGCUGGGCGGGAAUGCUCACGCCUAUGGAUGAGAAGAAAAGCACGUUUUAG
Messenger RNA from Recurvomyces mirabilis, 1128 nucleotides. RefSeq lists its product as uncharacterized. The record is from RefSeq and is a predicted model, not a curated record. Gene Ontology annotation, cellular component: membrane; COPII-coated ER to Golgi transport vesicle; endoplasmic reticulum. Lineage: Eukaryota; Fungi; Ascomycota; Dothideomycetes; Mycosphaerellales; Teratosphaeriaceae. The coding region runs from base 1 to 1128 and encodes 375 amino acids. Gene Ontology annotation, biological process: endoplasmic reticulum to Golgi vesicle-mediated transport; retrograde vesicle-mediated transport, Golgi to endoplasmic reticulum. The transcript is spliced from 2 exons.